Molecule: messenger RNA, 678 nt
Organism: Colletotrichum godetiae
Lineage: Eukaryota; Fungi; Ascomycota; Sordariomycetes; Glomerellales; Glomerellaceae
Product: IGR protein domain-containing protein
Exons: 1
Coding region: 1-678 (225 amino acids)
Cellular component (GO): mitochondrion
Source: RefSeq, a predicted model, not a curated record
AUGAGAGCGCCACGGAUCCAGCAAUUUCUGAGCCCCUUCCUCCACAAGGCCCCCGUCGCACCGACGUGCCAGGCCAGAUGGCUUCAUAAGACGAGAGAAAUCCCCGCCGUUCCGUCACCGAUACCCCUCGUUCCCGAUGUCCCGACCCUCCUCAAGGUUCUCGGCCGCGGCCUGAGCCAGCACGUCGACAAGUUCCCGACAUGGGAUUCUCUCUUCACCCUCUCCUCGACACAACUCAGAGAGCUCGGCUUGGAACCGCCACGGACGCGACGCUACCUCCUCACUUGGCUCGAUCGAUACAGGAAGGGUGCAUUCGGUGCCGGCGGCGACUUUAAGCAUGUGGAGAACGGGGAGGCGUACCUGAAGGUCGUGCGCGACCCCAAGACAGACAAGAAGCUGGUCGUCAACGUGCCGGCGCACACCGACGUGAGCAACGCAGACAUCGAAAAGCUCACGAGGCCGUCAGGAUACACGGUUCGCGGCUCGCACACGAUCUCUGGUCCCAGCGCAUUGCCCCUGAAGGCCGGUGCAGGCGCGAAGGUCGUCGUGUCCGAGGGCAUGUGGGAGCACAAGCAGGGUCACAAGGUGGAUGGAGGUGAGCGCAGAAGGGCAGAGACUCGCUUCAGGAAGCGCAUUGCCGCGCGCAAGGCCGAGAGGGAGGCUCAGGGUCUACGAUAA